GAAAUUUUCUUCUAAUAAUAAGAGAAGAAAAAGAGAGAGAGCAAAAGAAACCGGAAAUGGCAGAGACGGCGUCGUCGGAGCAGCAAAAUAAACAUGAACAACAAGCAUCAUCAAUACCAUCAAUUGCAGAGGAUGUGCGUCGUACUGUCUCGGAAUUCGGCCUUUCCGUCCGGGAUUUGGUUUUCCAGUACAGAAGCUACGAAGAUACUUUCUUCCAAAAGAUUAAUGAUAAGUUGAUAAGGGUGAGGGAACAUCCGGCUGCGGCUGUUGGUUUUGCCCUAUCCGCCGCUUUCGUUCUCGUUCCAGGCCCAAGAAAGUUUUUGUUUCGUCAUACAUUGGGUCGUCUACAAAGUGAGGAGGCACGGUUUGUUAGAGCUGAGAAGAACGUAAAGGAGUUAGGCCUUUCUGUUGAUCUAAUGAAGAAAGAGAGCAAAAAACUGCUUGAAAGGGCAGCACUUGCUGAAGAAGAAAUGCUACGCGGCUAUACUGGCCUUAAGCAUGCUGGAAGGCAAAUCCAACAGUGUGUGAAGUCAGUUUGUGGGGUUGAGGCUCAAGCUGCAGAUUUGAUGGAUAUGCUGCGAGAGAUCCCUGGUAGGGAGGCUUUGAAAAUUCGAGCAGAGAUUGCUUCUAUGACUUCACUUCUAAAGCAGCAGAGAAUUACACUGGACAAACGGAUAACGAAGUUUUCUGAAUUAGGGGUUCCCUCGAAAUAAUAGAAAUAUCUUGAGGACAUUCCUUGCUUCCCAGUUCUGCUUUUGUAAUGAUCCCAUAUUUUGCACCGAAGGAAAGGAGAUAUGUGGUAAAGGAUAAUUUGGUUGCUAUUUGUCAUUUUCCAACAUCUGUAGUUCUAGUAGAAUUGAUCUGGUCGAUAAUUUGCUUUUGGUUUUGGUUUCACUUGGCCUGGCUUGAAAUCACUUUUAAGUUAAUUUAUAUCUGUAACGAGCAUAAGCAUAAUUGAUGUUGGAA
Molecule: messenger RNA, 966 nt
Organism: Juglans microcarpa x Juglans regia
Lineage: Eukaryota; Viridiplantae; Streptophyta; Magnoliopsida; Fagales; Juglandaceae
Product: RGS1-HXK1-interacting protein 1
Exons: 8
Coding region: 57-713 (218 amino acids)
Source: RefSeq, a predicted model, not a curated record